GACAACGGACUCAUAAGUAAAGCUCAGAUGUUAUACCGCUCUCCCCUCUAUUUGAAGCAAGACUUCAGUAAUUGGAUAUCCAUCUCCAUACCAUGCGAGUCUCGUUUUCCUCCAUAUUGACAUUGGCCUUGGGCUCCACCGUCGUGCCGCAAGUGCUGGCUUGGGGAGCAGCAGGACACGAAAUAGUGGCGACAAUAGCUCAAAUACACCUUCACCCCUCCGUAUUACCCACACUCUGCUAUAUCCUGAACUACAACGGCACAUGUCAUCUCGCACCCGUAGCUGCAUGGGCUGACAAGAUCCGAUAUCUUCCACAAUUCAGAUGGACGGCACCUUUGCACUACAUUGGUGCUGUAGACGACUAUCCUAGCGAAACUUGUGCGUUCCCCGGAGAACGUGGUUGGGAGGGCAAGAAUGAUAUCAAUGUACUCAACGGUAUUAGAAACGUCACUGGUGUCCUGGAAGAUUGGGUGGACCUACGCAGGGCCGGUGUUACUACUGCGUCUGACAAUGCAGGGGCACAGGAAGCGCUCAAAUUCCUUAUACAUUUCCUGGGGGACAUGCACAUGCCUUUGCACCUAACAGGGAGAGAUCGCGGUGGAAAUGGCGACAAGGUUACAUUCGACGGUCGAGUGACCAAUCUUCAUUCCGUCUGGGAUGGUCUCCUCAUUGCGCAGCGCCUCCGAACUAUACCUAGCAAUUAUACGCGUCCCCUUCCUUUGAAUAACGUGGAACGUCAUCUCCGCGGUACAAUCUAUGACCCAUACGUCCGUCGUCUCAUAUGGGAGGGUGUACUAGGCAAAUACCAUGAUGAGCUGCAGUCAUGGCUCACAUGUCCGUCUACUGAUGCCGCUACACCCGUUACACAGUCGAUGUGGCAGCAAGUCGUAUCCUUAUUUAUUGGCCAACAAUCAAAGGAUGGAGGAUUGGGUACGGAUGAUGAAGUGUUGUGCCCUUACUAUUGGGCUAAACCUAUCCAUGCGUUAAAUUGCGAGAUUGCAUUCCCCAAGGAACUGGACGAGCCUCCUUAUAGCCAUGCGCUCUCGAUCGACGACACUAACCAAUUCGAUGAAUCUGCUUCAUGGAGAAAGAAGAUCCAGUAUCUCGAGCUUGACACUCCCAAAUAUGCUGGUGUCAUCAGAGAAGAGUGGAUUGUAGAGAAGCUGCUUAUCCAGGGUGGUAUCAGGCUUGCUGCAGUUUUGAACUGGCUUUUCAUUGACUCAGAAGAGAAUACAAAACGAGAGUUGCUCGUGAACUUGCAGUGAAUAUUUCCCAUGAUAUCAAAUCACCAUCCUCACUACGUAUUUCUUCUUAUACCAUCCUCGAGCUCUGCCUAGAAUGCAUUGAAUACAAUUAUGAUUUCAAAAGUUGACAACGAAAUUGAAUUUAGAACCAAGUACUGUAUUAUACACAUUCAAGUAGGACGUGAGGCCCAUAUAUAACACAAAAAAAAGGAUCAAUUGGGUACCUAUGCAAUUGAAGUCAGCAUAAAUUUUUUUCUACAAGCCAGGGCAGAUGAGGUCAGAAAAGCCAGUGUUUUCUUGUUCCACGCCACACCAUAGCAGUACAACCCACAAGUGCACCCCAAGACGGGAUGUACAUGUAUGCCCUUGUAAAACAAGAGUGGUCGCAGCCACCAAGCAAUAGACGAGUAAUUCAACGAAUGGAUGAACUUGUUUUCGUCUCGAAGGGUGGAAUGGAUUGGGAAAAGGCUUACCAUCACAUAGACAACCGACGAAGCACAAAAAAUUCACAUUAGUAUUACAUGCCGCUCAGGAGUGAGUAGCCCAUGACACUCAAUUCUACCAC
Molecule: messenger RNA, 1809 nt
Organism: Serpula lacrymans var. lacrymans S7.9
Lineage: Eukaryota; Fungi; Basidiomycota; Agaricomycetes; Boletales; Serpulaceae
Exons: 5
Coding region: 93-1265 (390 amino acids)
Biological process (GO): DNA catabolic process
Molecular function (GO): endonuclease activity; nucleic acid binding
Source: RefSeq, a predicted model, not a curated record